Messenger RNA from Symbiodinium sp. CCMP2456, 1010 nucleotides. Lineage: Eukaryota; Dinophyceae; Suessiales; Symbiodiniaceae. The record is from the annotation of a GenBank genome assembly.
GUCAGGGAGACGUCUACGGCUCUGCACUCAGCUCCCUGGCCUUGGGCGACCGCCUGACGGAACAUCGGGCCCGCAUGCAGCACGCGCAUGGCGCCUCCUCUGCUGGCCUCGGGAGCGUUGACCAGUGGUAUGUCGACGACGGGCAAGCCUUUGUGCGCCUUGACGUCGCCGAGGAAUGGCUGCGGUCCGUGGACGCCGCCAUCCUCGCUGUUGGUGGCAGCCGCUCAGCGGGGGCAGACUGCAAGAGCCACGCUCGCUUGCUGUGCACCCCGGCCUACGCGGCCGACCAUCCUGACUGGGCCAGCGACUACAUCCGCAAGACCUGCAUCGUCGGAGUCGGGGCCUCGUCCUCGCCCAAAGUGCUCGGCGUGCACAUUGGCAGCGAAGACGCCUGCUCGGCAGACAUGGACAAGCUUACCCUAACAGUCGCACAGGCACGCGCGACUCUGUCGGUAGAUGCUGGAGGACUCGGCAUGCGAGAAGCGAGCACCAUCGCCAUGCCCGCCUUCCUGGCCAGUCGAGUCGCGUCUCACCCCAUGGUUGCCGAAAUGUGCGAACACACUGCCGCUGCUGGCCUCUGCUCCGCUGCGCUCUCUUUGCAGACCUACGACGCCCGUACAGCCGCGGCAUGGGCUGUGUGGCUGCAGAGUCUCCCCGAAGCCGUGCACGGCGAGGCUCGUCAACUGCUGGCUGACGCCCGCGACCUAGCACAGCGGCGCUGGGAGAGCCUUGUUCGAGGAUGCGAGCCCGCCGCCGAGACCACUGGUGGCCCCCCGGCCCUGGCCCCGGGCGGCAGACUCAUCGCCGCUUUGGGGACUGAAGACGUCGAGCACCCACACACCCGCACAGCACAUGGUGCCCUUGCCCUCCAGCAGCAGCUCACGCGGCUUGCCGACAGAUGUGUCGCUGCCGGUCUCAUGGACAAGUUGCGUGCCCAGGAGCGCUGGGGAGACCUGCAUCGCCUCCAAGACUUGUCUGCUCCGGAUGCCUCACAUGACUGGCUAUGGGCC